Messenger RNA from Pieris macdunnoughi, 1581 nucleotides. Lineage: Eukaryota; Metazoa; Arthropoda; Insecta; Lepidoptera; Pieridae. The record is from the annotation of a GenBank genome assembly.
AUGUUCAGGAGAAACGUAUCACGCGUAGUAAAGUAUGGCCUUUACGGGAGUGUAGCUAUAGGUGGUGGUGCAUUUGUAACAUCCAUUUACCCAGACGCGGAUUAUAAUUCUCUACCCAUUGUAAGACAUACUAGAGCUGCCCGAACUGCUCUGGAGAUUAGUCAGAUGUAUAAAUCAAUGCUUUAUAGUAAGAAUUGGGAUAGAACAUCAGAAGAAUAUUUGAAAGUGCGAAGUGAGGCUCAUAAAUUGGGAGCGGAGAAACUACUUGAAUUAUGUAAAUCAAAUAAAGGUGUGUACAUUAAAGUUGGACAACACGUUGGUGCUCUAGAAUACUUGUUACCAUCUGAAUAUGUAACAACAAUGAAAAUUUUACAUAAAGAUGCACCAAGGAACACUGUCGAAGAGUUGUAUAAAGUUUUAAAGGAUGACCUAAAGCAUGAUCCUGCUGAAAUUUUUGUUGAAUUUGACCCUGAACCUCUUGGUACUGCGUCACUUGCGCAAGUUCAUAGAGCAAGGUUAAAGGAUGGAACAGAAGUUGCUGUUAAAGUUCAACAUAGUUAUGUUAGGAAAAAUACUACCAUUGACCUCCAAUGGAUGGAACUCCUUAUAAAAAUAAUGUCAAAAGUUUUUCCUGAUUUUCAAAUGCAAUGGUUGGUUGAUGAAACUAAAAAAAAUAUUGCCAAAGAACUUGAUUUCAUGGAAGAAGGUAGAAAUGCUGAAAAAGUUGCAGAAUUAUUUAAGAACUAUACCUGGCUGAAAGUACCAAAGAUAUUCUGGGAGUUUUGUACGGAAAGAGUUCUUGUCAUGGAAUAUCUUACUGGAGGUCAAGUUAAUGAUAUUAAAUAUAUUGAUAGUCACAAUAUUAGUAGAACUGACUUAUGUACAAAAUUAGGUGACCUAUAUUCACAUAUGAUAUUUGUUACUGGUUUUGUACACAGUGAUCCACAUCCUGGUAAUAUUAUUGUUAAAAAAGAACCUGGAGAUAAAGAAGUAACAAUUUGUUUAUUGGACCAUGGUCUUUAUGCGCAAUUGUCAGACAAAUUUCGUUACCACUACUCAAAAUUGUGGCUCUCAAUAAUUGCAAAAGACAAAGAGGGUAUUAAAUUCUAUGCUGGAAAACUGGGCAUAAACGAGGAUUUGUAUGGGCUGUUUGCUUGUAUGGUAGCAGGAAGGCCUUGGGAUGUCAUUAUGAAGGGCAUUGACAUAACAAAGCCAUCAGCAUCUGAGAAAGUUACAUUUCAAAAUGAGUUACCCAAUUUCUUAAAUCGUGUCUCUCAAUGUUUAGAGUAUGUAGACCGGCAAGCUCUACUUAUUAUGAAGACAAACGAUCUGAUACGAAGUAUAGAGUAUUCAUUGGAAAUGCAAGAUAGAAUGUGUGGUUUUAUGAUUAUGACAAAGUGUUGCACUGAAAGUGUUUAUAAGCUGGAAUUAAAGAACGAAAAUUCACAAGUGAAACGACAAUUAUUAAGUAUAAAGUACCUGUGGUCUCUUUGUGUCCUAUAUUUCUAUGCAAUCUAUUUAACAGUACGAGAGAAAUGGAAUAUGUGCUUCUACAACACAAAUCGUUGUGCUUCCGUUUAA